Messenger RNA from Salvelinus sp. IW2-2015, 2110 nucleotides. RefSeq names its product angiotensin II receptor-associated protein (gene agtrap). Gene Ontology annotation, cellular component: plasma membrane. Gene Ontology annotation, biological process: regulation of blood pressure; angiotensin-activated signaling pathway. The record is from RefSeq and is a predicted model, not a curated record. Lineage: Eukaryota; Metazoa; Chordata; Actinopteri; Salmoniformes; Salmonidae.
GUUGUCACAUGGUUUGUGUUUGCUGCCUGGUUAGUGGGAGUGGUUGAGACAUUUUAUGAGAGAAGUUGAACAGUUAUGUAUUAAAUCUUCAGAAACCUCAAAAGUUGAAGGGGACCACAACAUCUGCAUUGCAUUGGCCUGAAAAUAUGGAAAUUCCUGCCGUAAACCUCAAGGCCAUAGUACUAAUGCACUGGCUACUGACCAUCUGGGGCUGCAUGGCCUGGCUACCCCCCUCUUAUGCCUGGGGGAACUUCAGUGUCUUGGCUGUGGGUGUGUGGGCCAUCGCUCAGAGGGACUCCAUCGAUGCUGUACUUAUGUUUCUUAUUGGGAUUGCAGUGACAAUAUUGACGGACAUCAUCCAUUUUGGGAUCUACUAUCCGCUGGCCGAGGGUCUAGCAGAGAGGAACAGGGACACAUUCCGCUUCAGUGCGGGCAUGGCCAUCCUGGGCCUGCUACUCAAACCUGUCUCUUGCUUCUUCGUCUACCAAAUGUACAGAGAGCGCGGAGGAGAUUACAAUGUCAACUUUGGCUUCCCCAGUGUAACACGAAACAGAGAUGCUUACCAGUCCAUUGACCAGCAGGACCAGUCCACCAGCUCAGCCAACCCCUUCAACCAGGCCGAGGGCACCAAGCCUGGACCACCACACUCCUACUGAGAUACAGCACUCACUUUAUUCUCUUGGAAUUACAUGGUGUCAUGAAGACAUCCAUAAUGUUUUUCCAUAUGUUUUUUUUCCUUUCAUAUGGGUAUUUGUGAACUGCAAAAGACCUUUUGUCCUGAGCUUUAUUCAAUCCCUUACCAGUAAUGCCUCGUUCUAAAUACUCACUGUCAUGGUAAAAUAAUAUGAUCUGCUUACUGUAUGCUUGAUGCUCAGGGUAAUGUCACAUACCUUGGACACAAGACCAACACUAAAAUGAGAGAAAUGAAGUUUUUGAAUUUUAUGGUGUAGUAAUAACAGGGGGAUAAUACAGAAUUAUACAGCGGAGUUUGCCUGCCCUCUUACCAAUAUCUACCCUGUCCUAAAUGCUACUAUAUUUCUUACUUUAUUUAAAAGAUGCCUGAUGAAAGGUCUGUGUUGUCCUAACCCUUGAAGAUGGACAUGAGUGUUUACAACAGUAUUAUUGCCAGUGUUUGGAAUAACCAGUGCUCUGGUUUUGUGUUAUUUUUAGCAAGCCUUAUGUUAGUGUUAUUUUUAGCAAGCCUUAUGUUAGUGUAUCAUAAGCUAUUCUCAGCACCACCAUCUACUCAAAUCAAAACAUAUUGAAGAUAAUGUCAAAUAGAGAGGUUAAUGGUGGUGCAGUUUGUAAACCCUUCCAUUUGACUAUUCAUUUUAACACAAUCCUGUCAGACAUUUCCAGUUUUACCUCACAAUCUGACUAUGUGACAGAGCAUUACAGCUUUCAGGGAGGACUUGUAUCUCUUUGUUGUAAAGUGAAAUAUAACCCUCUAAUGUUAGAUCCUGUUUCAGGAUCAGGAGGGUUUUGAAAAGGUCAAGAUGUAGAAAGCGUGCAAGUCAUUUGGUCUGCAACGGUUCUUUGACAUUCUUUAUUGAAACUAGUUCACUGUGAGUAUACUUUUAAAAUCAGUAUUAAGAAUGAGAAACUUUCUGCCUUCUAUACCUUACAGGUAGGAUUUACCUCUGAGCUGAGAGAGAAGCAGAUGCCUGUUACAGCCUAGUAAAUAUGAACCAGGAAGAACAACUAUAUUCCUGGUUGUGAUUUGCAUAGUUUUGUCAGUGUUUAACAGGGCACAUUCCUUGUAAAAUGUUAGCACUUGUGUCCUCAAUCAUUCCAAAUGCAUAUUUUUUUUUUAUGUACCUGAUCAAUUUUGUAAGAUUUGUGUCUUUGCCUUUCAUGUGUAAAUGCCCUAAAGCCUUCGUCAAAGAACACUACUCUUAUCUUUACACUGACUGUGAAGCAAUUUUCGUGAACAACUGUGUUUGUCCCAGCAGUGUUGAGUUGUUCUCUUGAGAAAAUACAGACACUCUUUAUUGAUCUGAAUGAGUUACAAGCCAUAUUGAUUUGAGUAACAUGGGUGAAUACCAAACAUUCACAACCUUGAAAUUCUAUCCACAAGUUAAUAAAAAAACUACAGCUCUGACAUAAUUUA